GAGGAAGAGGAAGAGAGCCUUCAUCAGGGGGUGACUAAGCUGCACCGGUCAGAGCAGGACUCUCAGUUUGGACCGGCUGCUCGCACAGAAGCUUCCGGUACCGCUCAGUCCGGUCCGCUCGGCCCAGGCCUGCAGCCCCCGGGCUGGUACUGUUCGGACAGCACAGAGGCGUCCGGUACAGAGCCAACAAAGAUGGAGGAUUCUGAACUAGAGCUCAGUGCGGCAGAAUGGAGCGAGUCGGAGCUUUGCAAGGACAGAGUUGUGACAUCACCACCACUGCCGGACUCUAAAAACGGCUUACCUCCUGUCUCCCAUAGCAACGCACUACCGUUACCGCUGGCGACCAUGACAACGGCGUCCCCCUCCUGGCCCCUUCCGCUUAGCUCCUCCCCCAUCACCAUCAAGCAGGAAGAGGAAGAGGAAGACUGCAGCGGUGUUCCAGAACCGGGGCCUCUGUUGCCGGCGGUGACCACAACCUUGUCGUCAGGAGGGGUCAGCGGAGAGCGAGACCGGGACGCGAUGCCACCAGCGAUGAUGCCGUCAUCGUCAUCACACAUGGCAGGGGCGGUGUCGUUCGGCAGAUACAAGCGCCGCAUACAGUGCCUAGACCCGCCGAUGACCUUGACAACGGCCCUGUCGUCAGGUGACACAGGAUGCGGAGACGGACAGGACAUGAUGUCAUCAUCGCUGUCACAUGGCGCGGCGGCGGCCGUAGCGGGGCCGUUCAUGCGCUACAAGCGUCGUAUCCAGUGCCUGCAGUGCGGCAAGAGCUUCGACCGCCAGAGCCACUAUGAGCGCCAUCGCAGGAUACACACGGGGGAACGGCCCUACGGCUGCUCCGUAUGCGGACGCCGCUUUACCCAGAAGAGUAACCUGAAGGGACACCUCAGGACCCACUCGGACGAGAAAAGAUACCACUGCCCGGGGCCCUUCGCCACCGUCAAAAACGCCUUUAGCCCCCCUUUAGCGGCCUCAAGACACUACUAGGGGGCGACACACACGGCCAUUUGUAGUGUUUUCUCCCAUUGAAACCCAUUGUGAGACAUGGCUAUUGGACUACAAAAAUGGCCGCCUGCUGGUGAUCCCGUGCGGUUCGUCCCCCAUCGGGGCUGCGAGCUCACCACCUCGUCAACUAUAUCGGUUCGGCAAUGGGAGGCACAGUACGAGACCGCUGAGCUAAAGGGCCAGUCUGAUCGCCCAACGCCACCGCGCUGUAUUGACGCUUCGGGAGGGAGGUUUACUAACGUUACACGCCACACUCUACUAGUUGGCCUCCUAAAAUCAAACACAAGAAAACCCAAAUAUCUAAUAAUAGCUGUUGUGCGAUGAUGGCACUUUGGUGCCGCUUGUUCACAUUCCCACACAACCCAACAGGUGAACGCUACACACACACACACACGCUCACACACACACACACACACACACGCUCACACACUCAGGUCUGCCUGGUAGCAGGUGUCCGGCUAUUUCAGAAACAUAAAAUGGAACAAUAAAGAGCCAAAAUAUAUGCUUUUAAGUGUGUUUCUCCUUAUGUCUUUGGAUGACAAUAAAACAGAGUUCUUUCCAAAGCUUGCUGCGGGUAGAACCACAGGC
Molecule: messenger RNA, 1593 nt
Organism: Engraulis encrasicolus (European anchovy)
Lineage: Eukaryota; Metazoa; Chordata; Actinopteri; Clupeiformes; Engraulidae
Product: zinc finger protein 764-like
Exons: 2
Coding region: 193-987 (264 amino acids)
Biological process (GO): regulation of transcription by RNA polymerase II
Molecular function (GO): RNA polymerase II cis-regulatory region sequence-specific DNA binding; DNA-binding transcription factor activity, RNA polymerase II-specific
Source: RefSeq, a predicted model, not a curated record